Molecule: messenger RNA, 3003 nt
Organism: Wallemia ichthyophaga EXF-994
Lineage: Eukaryota; Fungi; Basidiomycota; Wallemiomycetes; Wallemiales; Wallemiaceae
Product: Serine/threonine-protein kinase ssp1
Exons: 3
Coding region: 1-3003 (1000 amino acids)
Biological process (GO): protein phosphorylation
Molecular function (GO): ATP binding; protein kinase activity
Source: RefSeq, a predicted model, not a curated record
AUGACAGAUCAGACAAUACUAACGUCUGAAAUAAUAAAAUCAAGAGAUGAGCAUGGAAGAUUACUUAUAAAUCAAUAUUUAUUAUUAUCAGAGUUGGGUAAAGGCCAGCACGGCCGUGUGAGGGAAGCGAUUGAUACGGAGACCAAUGAGAGAUUUGCUGUUAAAAUGGUUGAUAGAGCUCCAAAGAAACGAUUACUCGGCUCGAAAUCACGUCCAUCAACCGCUGAAAACCAUCUCCGUAAGCCGACGGAUAACAAAAUAUGCAAAGAGAUUGCAAUUCUCAAAAAAUUGCACCACGAGAAUGUCGUGCAAUUGAAGGAAAUUAUCGAUGACGGUGGUUCAAAGACUAUUUAUAUGAUAUUGGAGUUGAUGAAAGGUGGUGAGAUUCAGUGGAAGAAUGAGCAUUCUCUGCCUACAAUGACAGUUAAUCAGGCAAGAUCCACGCUCACUGAUGUAAUUCUCGGUUUAGAAUAUUUACACUACCAAGGUAUAAUCCACCGUGAUAUUAAGCCUGCUAACUUAUUAUGGAAUGAUUCUAAGAAAGUUAAAAUAAGUGAUUUUGGUGUUAGUCACUUCAGUUACGCGUUAUCUGCGCAGAGUCCUGAUCAAUCCCCUCUUUUUACUCUCAGUAGCACCACCAACAACUCCUCCACUCAACUAGACUCUUCUACUCCAAAUAGCCCCACUUCCUCUGAGGAACCCCUCUUCACUGAUCAAGAUCUUGCUAAAACUGCUGGUAGCCCCGCUUUCUUCGCCCCUGAAUUAUGCUUUCAACGCUCUUCUCAAUUCGAUUCUAAACGUCCAAGAAUUACCAACGCUAUUGAUGUUUGGGCUUUAGGAGUUACCCUAUAUUGUCUCCUCUUUGGUAAAGUUCCUUUCACUGCUGAAAACGAAUUUGCUCUGUUCAACGUCAUACCUGCCCAACCUGUCGAAUACCCUCCUUAUGCGGGCGCUGAUCAACUGUCUUUGAAAGAUUCUGAGGAAGGCAAACAAUUGCGCGAUCUACUUAACAAACUUUUUGAAAAGGAUCCCACAAAGCGCAUAAAACUGGCUCAAGUGAAGUCACACCCAUGGAUUUUGAGAGGUAUACAUGAACCUUCUGAAUGGCUCAAACACACCGAUGUCAACGCAUCCCCCGCUGUUCAAGUUACAAAUGAAGAGGUUGAGUCUGCACUUAAUUUCAGAACGCGAUUGAAGAGGGGUUGGAGGCAUAUAGCAAAUGCUUUCAACGCUGCUACUGGUGCAACUGGUGUACCUCGACGUGGUUCUGUCAACUCAAACAACUACAAUCCAUAUCAGUACCACUCACAGUCAGAUUUGGAUGAGCACAAUGACGACAAUAACCCCUACGCACCGACAUCAGCCGUUAAGCAAUUUUACAAUGCUGAUUUAUCUCCAGCAACAAACCAACAAACUCUUAAACAACGCAGGUUAUCUUCUUUGGACAGUAGUAGUAAUAGCAACAACGCAGCACCCAAUCUUCAACCACCGACCCACCUCUCACGCGCGGCAUCCUUGUCUUCGCAGUCGAGUAGAGCUCACAAGUCAGAUCCCUCAUCACGCAGACAAUCGAUGAACCAUCUCCAGUUGAAUGCCGCACAAUCUCCGCGCUCGUCUUUAUCUAAUGAGAUUGGUACAUCAUCGCCCAACGUAACGCAACCACCCCAAUUCACCCAGGUCACGGCCCCGACACCAAUACCGAUGAUGCGCGGUAACUCGGACACGGUCACACUCAGCAACAGCAGCAGCACGGGAGAUUUUGACGAGCAGCCCACGGUCAGUCGCAGCUCAGCGGCGUCUCCUGCAGCGUCGACGGGCAAGCGCGGCACCCUGCGAGGAUUCCUCAAAGGAUUGACGCUCGGCAACCGUAAGACAUCCGUAUCCUCAAAUACCUCAGCCCCUACUCGCUUUGCCUCAUUCAGUGACCACCACACGGAGCGGGAAAAGAGGGAAAAGGAGAUUAGGCAAAAGCAGCAGGGAGAGAGGGAGAUGCACAAAGCUAGUAUUUCGUCACUCUCACCCACCUCUCAACAACAAACUCCGGCGAUCUUGCACGCUGCCCCGCCUUCGCCUCACUCGCCGGUGGCAGAGAGUUUGUACGACGACGAUGUCGAUAUCGAUGUGCAGCUGUCUGGACACUCAGACAGCAGCGAUGAGGAGGAAGAUAGUGAUCAACUGCUGGCUCUCGCGCACUCCCACUCCCAUUCAUCUCACCUGCGUUCAUCUAUUGCAAUGGGUGAUGAAGAAGAGAGCGACGACGGCGCAGAGAGCAGCGACGCGAGCGAACUGAACCAGCCGACACAGUACUGGAGCAAUAGGGGCGACGGAUGGCGGCAUGUCGGUAUAGAUGGUGUGUAUGAUCUCAACGAGACAGGUGAUAGAGACAGGGAAGAUAAGGAGGCAGUGAUGGGGCUGAAUAGCGCUGUUAGUGGCGAUGAUGCUACUAGUACAAGCACCAGCACACCCACACCUAAUGUGCACUCGGAGCACACGUACUCUGAGCACUCAAAUCACUCGGGGCACUCUGAGCACUCUAAGCAAGACUCCACCCCGCUCGCUCAUAAUAAUAGCACUGCCAAUGAGUCCAUGACCGAUACCGCCUCACUGGUUACCUUUAAAAUGAAAAGGCCGCGCGAAGAGCAGACGCGAGCACAGGAAGAGCAGCAAUUACAAGAAGGGCAUUUACACGUAAAUACAUUGCAACCUUACCCUUCUCACCCUUCUCACCCCUCUUACUAUGCACACCAUGCUCACCACGAAUAUGACAGUAAUAGCAGCAGUAGCAGCCAAUCGAGCGAGUCAGAAGAAGGCGACACACUCGAAAUCACACCACGCCGAUCACGCAACUCGUCAUUCGCUAUCACUUCCCGCUCUCCAUCCAUGUCGCUCAGUCCUACAAAACUGGGCCAGGCGGCCAUAUUGACUGCCCCACCCGCUCCAACUGCUGCACCUGCUCCACCACCACCAACACAUGGCGACGCAAGUGAGAGAGUAGAUGAAUAG